AGCGGGCACUCAGCGCAGGGGGCAGUUUGGAGGGGCAGGAGCGGAGGGCUGGAGCGCAGGGCUGGAGCGCGCGCGCGGGCAGACAUGGAGAGGGGAGCACGCGCCGGGGAGGCUCGCGGCUCCGUCCCACCGAUGCUGAGCGCGCGCCACAGAGAGUGAGAUGAUCCUGAAUGGAAGCCACGGGAACGGCUCGGCGCUCGAGCAGCGGCCGCCCUGGGUGGCCACCACGCUGGGCUGCUUCCUCAUCUUCACCGUCGUGGUGGACAUCCUGGGGAACCUGCUGGUCAUUUUCUCCGUGUACCGCAACAAGAAGCUCCGGAACGCAGGCAAUAUCUUCGUAGUGAGCCUAGCUGUGGCUGACCUGGUGGUGGCGCUCUACCCGUAUCCUCUAGUGCUGACGGCCAUCUUCCACCGGGGCUGGAACCUGGGCUCGACGCACUGCCAGAUCAGCGGCUUCCUGAUGGGCGUCAGCGUGGUGGGAUCCAUCUUCAACAUCACUGGCAUCGCCGUCAACCGCUACUGCUACAUCUGCCACAGCCUCAAGUACGACAAGCUGUUCAGCGACAAGAACUCUGCGUGCUACGUUCUCCUGAUCUGGGCGCUGACCGUGCUGGCCAUAAUCCCCAACCUGUUUGUGGGGUCACUGCAGUACGACGCCCGUGUCUACUCGUGCACGUUCGAGCAGUCGGCCAGCUCGGCCUACACCAUCGCCGUGGUCUUCUUCCACUUCAUCCUGCCCAUCAUGGUGGUCACCUACUGCUACCUACGCAUCUGGGUGCUGGUCAUACAAGUGAGGCGGCGGGUCAAGCCGGAUAACAGGCCCAAGCUGACGCCGCACGACGUGCGCAACUUCGUCACCAUGUUCGUGGUCUUCGUGUUGUUCGCUGUGUGUUGGGCGCCGCUGAACUUCAUUGGCCUGGCGGUUGCCGUGGCGCCCGAGCGCUUAGCGCCGCUCAUCCCCGAGUGGCUGUUCGUGGCCAGCUACUUCAUGGCGUACUUCAACAGCUGCCUCAACGCCAUCGUGUAUGGCGUGCUUAACCAGAACUUCCGCCGCGAGUACAAGCGCAUUGUGGUGUCCGUGUGCACCGCCCGGAUCUUCUUCCCCGAGAGUUCCAACGAGGCACAGGAGAGGCUCAAGAGUAAGCCAUCCCCACUGAUGACCAAUAACAACCAGGUCAAAGUGGACUCUGUGUGAGGCACCCUAGGCUGGCUUUAUGUGGUGAAACUCUCACACCACUGGUUGCAGCUCAACCCGCUCACAUUGGCCAACACAGGGCACAUUUUCUCGACGUAUGCAACACAGUAUAUCAUCUUUCUGUGAUUUGUUAAGUUGGAACAAACAGAAAAUAAUCGAAUACUGUGAGUUUUAUUUUUUAUUAUUAUUAUUUUUAAUGUACUGCUCUGUACUAAAACCAAUUGAACAGUAUUCUUUACAUGCUCUUUAAAUGAAACAUGCAGGUAGUAUUCUUUAAGUACUGAUGUCCAUGAUAUGCUCAGAAAAUGAUAUUGGGGCAUGACGUGAUAAAGUUUAUGAUAACAGUAAAUAUCACCAAAUUUCCUACGCCUGCAUUGUUCCACUAGAUUAGUAGCUUUCAGCAAGCAAGCAAAAUUUAUUUCUAUAGCGCUUCUUACAACAGGUCACAAAGCAGCUUUACAGAACGAACAGUAUUACAGAGAGAAGAGAAAAGAAAAGAAAAGCCAGGUCCGAGCCCCCAUGAGCGGCGGCAACGGUGGCAAAGAAA
Molecule: messenger RNA, 1742 nt
Organism: Pygocentrus nattereri (red-bellied piranha)
Lineage: Eukaryota; Metazoa; Chordata; Actinopteri; Characiformes; Serrasalmidae
Gene: mtnr1aa
Product: melatonin receptor 1A a
Exons: 2
Coding region: 161-1195 (344 amino acids)
Biological process (GO): G protein-coupled receptor signaling pathway
Cellular component (GO): membrane
Molecular function (GO): melatonin receptor activity
Source: RefSeq, a predicted model, not a curated record